Molecule: messenger RNA, 870 nt
Organism: Tachyglossus aculeatus (Australian echidna)
Lineage: Eukaryota; Metazoa; Chordata; Mammalia; Monotremata; Tachyglossidae
Product: olfactory receptor 14A16-like
Exons: 2
Coding region: 1-870 (289 amino acids)
Biological process (GO): G protein-coupled receptor signaling pathway
Cellular component (GO): membrane
Molecular function (GO): olfactory receptor activity; G protein-coupled receptor activity; odorant binding
Source: RefSeq, a predicted model, not a curated record
AUGUCUAACAUCACGACGGUGACAGAAUUCCUCCUCUUGGGAUUCUCUGACAUCCGGGAGUGGCAGCUGAUCCAUGCUACGCUGUUCCAGCUGGUCUAUCUGGCAGCCCUGAUGGGGAAUCUCUUCAUCAUUGCCGUCACCACCAUUGACCGGCAGUUCCACACUCCCAUGUACUUUUUCCUCAAGAACCUUUCCGUCAUUGACCUCGGCUACAUCUUUGUCACAGUCCCCAAAUCCAUCCUCAAUUCCCUCACGAAUGUCAACUCCAUCUCUCUGCUGGGCUGCGCUGCCCAGGUAUUCCUCGUAUUUUUAUUUGCUGGAACAGAGAUGGCCCUGCUCAUGGUGACGUCCCACGACCGCUAUAUUGCCAUCUGCCGCGCCAUCGUGUACACAGCCAGCACCUUCUCUCUAUCCUUCUGUGGCCCCAACACUGUCCACCAGUUCUUCUGCGACGGUCCCCAGUUGCUAAGACUUGCAUGUUCCACUGUCCAUGUUACGGAAGAUGUGAUUUUGGCCAUCGCCGUCUGCUUAUCUUUCUUCUGCUUCGUGCUCAUCGUGGGCUCCUACGUCCGCAUCUUCUCAGCCGUGCUGAGGAUGCCGUCAGCAGAGGGCCACUCCAAAGCCUUCUCCACCUGCGUACCCCACCUGAUCGUUGUCACUCUGUUCCUCACAUCAGGCUUCUUUGCCUACCUAAAGCCAAUAUCAGACUCGCCCUCUGCACUGGACCUGCUGGUGUCUGUGUUCUAUGCCAUGGUGCCCCCUUCCCUUAAUCCCCUCAUCUACAGCCUGAGGAACCGGGACAUGAAGGCAGCGAUGGGAAGGCUGCUAUGGCCAAAAGAUUUCCCAAAGGAGAAAACAUCUAUCGGAUAA